AGAUGUUAAAAAAUAUCUUAUGGAUGUAUUGGACCUUAGCCAUAACAUGUGCACUCCACAAAGUUAAAGUGGAAAAAAGCCCACCAGUGAAAGGCUCACUCUCUGGAAGAGCCACCCUCCCAUGCUUCUUUUCAACUCUGCCUACUUUGCCUCCAAGCUAUCACAAUACAAGUGAGUUUCUUCGGAUUAAGUGGUCAAAGAUUGAGCAGGACAAAGGUGGAAAAGAUCUCAAAGAAACGACAGUGUUGGUAGCCCAGAAUGGGAAUAUCAAGAUUGGACAAGGUUACAAAGGAAGAGUGUCGGUUCCAAGCCAUCCAGAAGAUAUUGGUGAUGCAUCAUUGACUAUGGUGAAGUUACGUGCAAGUGAUGCUGGGGUUUACCGCUGUGAUGUAAUGUAUGGAAUUGAAGAUACCCAGGACAUUGUCUCACUGGCUGUUGAUGGUGUCGUGUUUCACUAUCGUGCAGCUUCCAGUAGGUACACUCUGAAUUUCAAACAGGCUCAGGAGACCUGUUUGGAGAAUGGUGCUGUCAUAGCAAAUCCUGAACAACUGAAAGCUGCAUAUGAAGAUGGAUUUGAGCAAUGUGAUGCUGGCUGGUUGUCUGAUCAAACUGUUAGAUAUCCUAUUAGGCAACCUAGAGUUGGCUGUUAUGGAGACAUGAUGGGAAAAGAAGGAGUUAGAUCCUAUGGAUAUCGCCUUCCUAAUGAAACUUAUGACACCUAUUGCUAUGUUGGGAGCAUAAAUGGUGAAGUCUUCCACAUGACUUCUCCCAAGAAGCUAACCUUUGAAGAAGCCCAAGAUCUGUGUGAGGAACAAGGGGCAGUUCUUGCUUCAGCUGGUGAUCUGCAUGCUGCCUGGAGGAAUGGUUUUGACCGAUGUGAUUAUGGCUGGCUGGCAGAUGGCAGUGUGCGUUACCCUGUUUCUGUGGCAAGGAUCCAAUGUGGUGGAGGUUUACUUGGAGUGCGAACCCUAUAUCGCUAUGAGAAUCAAACUGGCUUUCCUUCCCCAGACAGCAAAUUUGAUGCCUAUUGCUUUAAACGCAAAGAGAAUAUAUCUGAUUCUGCAACUGUUGAACUGAAUAUUCCUCUGGAAAGUGGAUCUGCCAAACUGUUAACUGAACUAAAAGUAAUUCCUCCAAAAGCUACACUUCAUCCUUCAUCAGUCGCAUCAGAAAUGGUUAAGGUGAAACAAGAAAAGAAGGCACCUCAGAUCAUUAAUUUAUCCACCCUUCUACCUCAAACUGUUACAGACAUUUCUGAUUUGUCAGAAAUGACACAAUCAGAGACUGUGAUAAGUGACUUAGUGGAGAUUACAACCAGGCAAGGUAUCUCUGAUUUCAGUGAAGCAAGUUCUGAAAGUCCAACUGAACAAAUAGAAGUGGCUCCAAUAAGAACUUCUGUAGAUGCUCUGUCAAGGAGUAACCUGAGCAUACCUUUAGAAGCAGAAGUUCUAAGAAAGGAACAAACACAUCCUGGCACCCAACCCACCGAAACGUCAGAGGAAGCAAAAAGUGAUAAAAUUGUAUCUUCUAAGACAAUCUUAGAUGAGAAUGCUACAGAUACACCAGAUUCAUUUGAAAGCAAAAAAAUAUCUACCCUGGCUCAUUCAAAGGGCUAUGAAAUACCAGUGCUUACAACAUCUGACACAAUUAGGGUGGUACACUCCACAGAAUCAGUAGAGAAAGAAGAGCACACAGCAGCAUCUGUUGAUUCAGAGAAGGUGAAAGAUACAGUGAGACUUAUUUCAACACCCACAGCUUCAGAUGCAAAUGUAUCUUUAGGAUCUGAAGUAUCAGUAGUUGAAGAAAGCAUAUCUGGGUCUGAGUCUGUCACAGGGGUCUUACCUGUUGUCACAGAAGUAAAUGAAGUAGAAGGGUUCUUCACCAAAUAUGGAGCUGAGGUGUCAAUUCAUCACCUAAUAACACCUGCACCAGAUUUGCAACAAGAGACAACUGAAAUGGAUGCAAAAUAUGUUUGGACUAAUGAGAAUACAACUGAACAGCAACCAGGCUUAGAUGUUUCAAGAGAAAUUUCCCCAGCAGUGGUCACUGAAGACCUUAAAAUAAAAGAAUCUUUUAUAUUUACAGGUGCCACAAAGGCUACAACUCCUAUUGCAAUUUCAGAGAAAGAGUAUAGCAUUUCUUUGGUUCCAGAUACGAUAGAAGAUAGAAUUUCUAAAAGCUCGGUUACAGGUACUAUUCAUGUGGGACUCACAGAAACUGUAACAGAAUUUACACCAGUGAUUCAACAGGAAUUUGUUACAGGAGAUCAAGUCAUGCAAAAAUCGGUCACUGACCCAGGUUCUCCCCCUGUUGUUCCAGAAUUGCAUUCAUUACCUGAACAUGAUAUUGCUGCUGAAGGAUCUGCAUAUGAAAUAACUUAUACCACUACAGAAACAUCAAGUCCUGGUAUAAAAAUAAGGGAUUACGAAACAGUCACACGAUCUGAAUUUUUUCCUGGAAUCAUUGAUCCCAAGGUGAAAGCAACAGGUGUUCCUCCCAUAGAACAAAGUACCAAAAGUGAACACAGGUCAUCCUUGGACAAAUUGGUAGUUCCCAUCUCUACAGAAGCAGCUGCUCCCAUCACUAAAAAGGUUGAUGUGGGGAAAGUAGGUACUCACAGCUCAGAAGGAUCAGGAACAAAAGAAGAGGACAUAGGAAUGGAACCCACUUCAUUUUCAGUUAGUGCCUCAAGCAAACCAGUGGUGGUAACUGGAAUUGCUGUUGGUACUGCUGUAGAUAAAAUCCCACCAACUUCAGCAUCAAAACCUUUAAUUAUCAAAACACAGCCACCUUUGAUUGAUAGGGAACCUGAUGAGGAUACAAGUAAAGAUGUGCUGAUAAUUGAUGAAUCUAUUUCUCCCAUUAGAACUACUGCUGAUGAUGAUUUUACAGGCAAAAUGGUAGAGCCAGAAAUUGAUACUGAAUAUUUUACCUCAUCAACUAUCACUGCAGUUGCCCAGCCCACAGGACCACCCACAGAGGUUUUAGAGUCUCAAGAAAAGCCCCCAGCUACUUCAGAGAUUGAUACAGGGUUGGAAAAACAACCUGGCAUACACCUAGUUGUUGUUGCUUUCCCAGACAAUGAUACAGAUUCUUUGGCUGGAGGUUGGGAUUUAUUUGGUUACCAAAUCCAUCAUGAAAUAGAUGAGCCCCCACUAGAUGGUGAAUCAACCACAGACGAACCCUGUACAGCAAGCCCUGAUGAUGUCUCUGAAGAUAUCCUAAUCGUUGAACAUUUCUAUCCUGAAAUAUAUCAACUGGAGGAAGAUGAUAGUGAAGAAGUUGACUGUGAGAAUACUACUGCUAUCACAACUCCCCCACCUUUGCAGUUUAUUAAUGGAAAGCAGCAGGCGACCACUGAACCCAAAGAUAUAAAAGCUGAAGAAGCAAGGAGUGACCAAAUUUUAGCACAUUCCAAAAAUGUAAAUUUUCUGCAUAUCAAUGAAACUAACAUGGUGUCUGAGAAUGAGUUCUUGGCCACAAUACAGCCAAAUGAAUCAACUGGAGAUACUGCUGUUACACAAAAGCUAAUGGCAGAAUUUGACAUGACAGAAGAGGUCUUUAGUGGAGAUUCAGAAGUUUCAACCACACAUAAAAUUCAUGAAAUAAUAUUUUUCCAUGGCCAGUCUUUAUCAGACAAUAAUGAAAAACUGAUACAGUCUGAAACAGAACACUUAGAAGAUUUAACUGCCAAGCCUGAAUUAAUAAGUUCUGUUUCUCCCGACACAAUGAACAACGAACUAAAUAAAGACUCUGAACAGUUAACCAUAACAGCUUCUACUCAAGGUUGGUUACCUCAUUCUACCACUAUACCCUUAGGUACUAGAGAUGACAUAGCAGCUCAACAUGGCACUUCUGCUCUACAGGGAAAUUAUAAUGCAGGAAUUACACAUAAUAUAUUUAAUUCUUAUAUAAAUUCAUUGGCAACAACUACAAGUACUAAUUUAUUGAAUAUGCCAGAAGGGUCUGGAGAUGUUCAAGAAGAUGGUUUUAAAUCAUCUAGUGCAUUAAUAAAACCAGGAGGACAAGCAAAACAUCCUAUUCAAGAAACUUCCUCUGUUGAUGGAAAAUCAGUUCCACCUAAAGGUAUCCCUUCUGCUUCACAAUCUCCUGCUUCUUUGUAUAAAGAGACUAUGUUUAUUACUGAAGAUAGUUUUGUAGAAUCGUUUACCACUGACUCUUUUACUGAAAUUAUUUCGAGAACUACUGAAAAUCCAGUUAAUAUGGAGGAGGAUAAGAAAGAGAGUACAAACACCGUUUCUUUAAAUAUGGAGAAUUCAACUGCCGUCAACACAGAAAAACUGUCUAGUAACACCGAGUACUUCAGUGAUGACAUCAGAGUUGUGAGUGAAAGAUCCAUAACUCUCACCAAAACAAUUUCCGUAACAGAUAUUCCCCCUCUCAAAACUAAGGAGACCACAGAAAAAAGAUUGCCCAUUAAUGAAGAAUCUGGUGAUGGAUCCACAGAAUUUUGGAGGAAACCUAAUAGAGAAAUACUUUUUGGGGGUCCUACCAGCGAAGUGGUAAGUAUUGACUCCCAAUUUCUAGAUCCAGGUUUUGGAGGAAUUGAUAGUAUGACUCAAGCUACUACACUGACUUCAUUUCCAGUGCGGUCUGAAUACGGAAGCAGUAAAGGAAAGGAAAUAGGCGGUCUUUCAAGCGAACCACCAUUGAAUCAUGUAAUUCUUACUAAUCAUACAAUGAAUGUGUCAGAUGCUGAAUUGCAUGGGGGGGCUAUGGACACUAGAAUAGAAAGUCAAGUAUCAAAAAAUGCAACUUAUAGCGAAGGUGCACUGCGAGAUGAAUCAGAUGCAAGUGUGCUGUUGCCGUUUAGUGACAAGGCUGUUGUGGAGACUAAUGAAGAAGGGGUAACAUCUACAGCAGUACAAGAGCAAACCAAUUUGUUUGAAACAUCUGGUAUGACAGUGUCUGCGGAACCUUCGACAAACAUUUCUCCUGACAUCAGUGUAAGAAUGAAGUUAGUAACAGAAUCAAGUGAAACUGGAAAGACUGUAAAAUAUUCUACCAGUACUCCACAGUAUUCCACAGUAGUGGCAAAUAACGUAACUCUGCAAAAAGGAAGUUCCGAAUACAUAGUAAAUGAAGCAAUGGAAUCACUUCAGCUGGAAGAUAGAAAAAAAAUUUAUCCAACUACCUUUGCCAAAAAAAUUGAUCUUGUGGAUGUAGGCUCUGGAGAGGAAUCCAUUAAUGACACAAGUGGUAUGGUGCUGGAGCAUUAUACUCCCACAGAAAAAGAAAUUAGUAGUAAAUUUCCAUUGAUUGAACCUGGUUCUGGAGACAUAGACUCUUUUACAUAUCCUCCUACAAAAAAACCAGUUUCAUCUGAAUUGUUAGUACAAGGGCCUAGAAGUCAAAUAAAAAAUGAAAGUGAAGAACGCAGCAUGACAUCUCAGUAUCCGCUAGUUACAGAUGCAGCUGCAAUGUUAAACCUAAGUAGUACCACUAGAGGCACAUUAGUGAACCAAAGUAUUACAGGAGAGUUCAUUAAUAAAUCAAAAAUGGAAGUGGAAAUGUCAGAUGUAUUGGAAACAAGAGCUUCUGAUACAACCUCCCAUUUGGAGACAGAAAUAUAUUACGAAAAAAGAAGAAAAAUUAAACAAACAGAAUCUGUAACAGAACAGACAAGAAUUUCUGGUACUUCUACAUUUAAUCCACAUGUAGAAGAAAUAAAAUUUGAUAUUAAUUCUGUUACUGAAUCUUUACAGAAAUAUCCCCCUUCAUAUGAUAAAACACUUAGAACUGCAAGCACUUUAUUAAUAAAUGUAGAGAAAGAAGAAUGGUUGGAAGAAAAUACUAGCCCUACCAAAGGCAGUCACACAGUUUUUUCCCCAUCAAUAAACACAGCAAUUAAUGUUCCAUUUUUUUCAAAACAAGACUCAGAAAAUGCAUUCUUUAUGGUUCGGACUACCACUGCACCUGGGAGUUCUGCUACAUUAAAAGGAAGGUCUAACACAUUAAAACUUGACACCCUUCAUCCUAAAAGUUCAGAAGAAUUUUUUUCAGAGGAAAAACAAGAAUUUGAGAGGCACACUGAUUAUUCUAGAUAUGAAUUUAAAUAUCCAUCCACUAUAGAAGACAGUUUGUCUGCAGCCAGUGAUGAAAUAUUUCCAGUGUUAUCUACUGUAGAUACUGAAACAUCUACUAUAAAUUGGUUCAUUCCUGAAGAUGAUCAGAACAAAGAAAACACCUACCAAGGGGAAGAAAAUAUACCAGCUGCAACAGAUGGAACUUCCCAAGGGCAAGCCUGGGUGUUGAUAGAGCAUGAAAAUAAAACUCCUGUUUCAGAAUUAUUUAUUGAACCCCCUACUGCUAGAACAAUAGAAAUGCCAGAAAUCACUUUAUUACCCAAAGUGUUGAGUGGUGCAAACCAUGAUGGUUCUGGGGAAGGAUCUGGCUUGCAGGAUGUAAUGGGGAAAAAAUCUGAAUCAUCUACCCAGUUGCCCAACUGGGAAGUACCACUUAUAACUCAUAUUCCUCAUUAUUCAGAGAUUGAGAACACAAGUGCCACAGUGAAUGGAUCCCCAGAAGGACCACUCAUCUACUCAGAGAAACAGGAAAAGUCAGCAACAUCUGAUAGUGACAUUUCAGAGAGCUUUUCAUAUGAAAGUUCCACAAACAACAUAAAGGACUAUGAAGAUCUUAUCCCUAUAGUUGGUUUCAAAAGAAAUUAUUCUGAGGAUAUUUCUAGCUUUAUUGAUAUUAUUGGAACAGGGCGUGGAGUAAUAUCUGAGGAAACAACAAUUAUUGAUGUUGAUUAUUUGAAAUCAAGUGCAAAUGUUGAAGACAUUAGAGAUCAUACAACUGUAAGGCCCGACAGACACACAACAUAUGAUAUUUAUACAUCAAUGAAAAUUCAAGAUACAACACCUGAAAGGUUAAUUGAUGAUAAAAUUAUAGAUAAUCAAGGACGUUCUGUAGAUAGUAAGUUUGUACAGAGUGAACCUAUAUUAUAUGAAUAUACCCCAACAUCAGAUGUGGGUUCAGGAGAUGUUGCAUUUUUCCCAACAGAAACUGCUAUUUCUCAGGACUUGCCUAAAAUAUCCACUCUGGUUCCAACCGUGCCUCCUCUUGUCAGUUCUACUGUAUCAUCUCCAAUUAGUUCUGAAGAAAAGACCACUGAAUUAGGGCAUGACACCGAACAUACAGAAUCUGAUGAAGCAAUACAGCCCAAAUCUGAACAGCCAACACUGUCAGACAAUCAAGUAGUAGCUGAUGAAAGUGAAAUUACCACUACACCAGGAGAAAGACAAGUACAGAUGGAUAAAGAGAAAGAGGUGGUUCUUUCUUCAACUCCAGCAUACAUGCCUCUAAAAACAGGAGAAACUUUGACACCACACAAGCCUGAAGAAAAUACUGCUUCAAGUCAGCUUGUUUCACAAAAUGUAACAAAGUCUGAAGAAACAAGUUACAAGGUGUAUGAAGGAAUGAAAACUGCACCCACAAAAUCCAUAGGAACAGUUAUGAAAAACUUGCUUCUUACAACGCAAACACCAAAACUGCCUGUGACUGUGCAUUUACUCAAUGAUGUUUCUGAAUACCCAGAAGAAAUCAUGCAAAGUACAUCAUCAUCAACUCAUUCUAACAAACAUGUUUUGCCAGCAUCAGAAACUUUUAGAGAAGCUAGUGCUGACACAGCAGUAACUUACAAACCUGCUCUGAAAGAUUCUUCCAAUGAUACAGCUUUUCCUAGAGUGGAAUUAGAGAACAGAUUCCUUGAAAGUAUACCUACAUCUGAUUGGCAUAUAAUAGAAGCAGAAGAAGUGUCAAAAACUACUACAGAAGAAACAACUGUUUUUGAAGAAUCUCUUUCAAAAGGAGCGAUACCAUCAAGCUUUAUACAUUCAGGUGCUGAAAUUUUAGAAGAUCUUUUAGAAGAUACUCCUGAGAAGGUAAAAGAGCUAAAUCAGUUAGAUGGAAAUAGUGCUGAUGGAAGUUUGCUGUGGAUACCUAGCAUACCUUCUUCAGUUCCACAUGAGAGUAAAACAGGUGGAGUAUUCGGUGCUGAUGGUGAAGCCAAUACUUGGCCAAUUUCACCCCCACCACCUGCAGAAAAAAUUGUGGAACCUCAAACAGCUCAGCCACAGUCAACAACUAUUUCUUCUAACAUUGUAAAUACAUAUUCAGGUCUUGAAAGCAUUUCUGAUUACAAAAGACAGACAAUAAAUACAGAGUAUAUAACUGCAAAUGAACUUGUAACCCCACCAUUUUUACUUCUGGAUGUUACUAAUGGAUCAGAAUUCCUGAUUGGUCCAGGUGAAGGUUCAGUUGAAGGCUCAGCAGUUCAGAUCUCAGGCCAAGAUCUAUGUAAAAGCAAUCCAUGCUUGCAUGGGGGCACUUGUUACCCACGUGACUCUUUCUAUAUCUGCACUUGUAUGCCAGGUUUCAGUGGUGAUCGGUGUGAAGUAGAUGUCGACGAAUGUCAAUCCAGUCCUUGUAGAAAUGGUGCCACAUGCAUUGAUGGUGUCAGUACAUUUACUUGUCUUUGUCUCCCAAGCUAUGUUGGAGCUCUUUGUGAAAAAGACACUGAGACCUGUGAUUAUGGAUGGCAUAAGUUUCAAGGGCAAUGCUACAAAUACUUCGCCCAUCGCCGGACGUGGGAUGCAGCUGAGAGGGAGUGCCGCCUGCAGGGUGCCCAUCUAACCAGCAUCUUAUCUCAUGAAGAACAGCUCUUUGUAAAUCGCAUAGGACAUGACUAUCAGUGGAUUGGCCUAAAUGAUAAGAUGUAUGAGAAUGACUUCCGCUGGACAGAUGGCAGUGUGCUGCAAUAUGAAAACUGGAGACCAAAGCAGCCAGAUAGUUUCUUUUCUUCUGGAGAAGAUUGUGUUGUUAUAAUUUGGCAUGAAAAUGGUCAGUGGAAUGAUGUACCAUGCAAUUAUCAUCUUACUUACACAUGCAAGAAAGGAACAGUGGCCUGUGGCCAGCCACCAGUGGUAGAAAAUGCAAAGACUUUUGGAAAGAUGAAGCCUCGUUAUGAAAUUAACUCAUUGAUCAGAUACCACUGUAAAGAUGGCUUCAUCCAGCGCCAUGUUCCAAUAAUCAGAUGCCAAGGAAAUGGACGAUGGGAUUUACCUAAAAUUACCUGCAUGAAUCCAUCCUCAUUCCAAAGGACUUAUUCUAAGAAAUAUUAUUAUAAAAAUUCUUCACCAGGAAAGGUAAACUCAUUAAAUUCAUCAAAACAUUUUCAUCGUUGGAUCAGGACAUGGCAGGAUUCAAGGCGUUGAACCCACUCUGGUGAAAGUGGGACAUUUGCCAUGCCAGAAUGCCCUAACUUACUGUGCCUUAAAAAAAAAAAGGAUUACCCAGCAUUUUGGAAUACUUAUGGACAUGAGUACUUACAACACAUAUCAGUGAUGACUACAAAUGAAAACAUUGAAAAGAGAACCAUUUCCAGCCUAUCUAGUAUGUUAAUUUCUAUAUGUCAUUGGUGAGGGAUUAUUUGAUUCUUUACCCCAGCACCUGUAGUAAUUAAAUCCUCCAUUUUAGCACCAAUGAUAAUGUAAAUAAGAUGAUUUAAUAGUGUUUAAGAGUGUUGUAUUUUAAAAAAAAACCCUGUAUAUACAAUGAGAUGUCAAACUAAGUUCAGGCUUAUUUAUGACCAUUUGGCUUCAGAGUUCUUUAAUCAUUUAUGUUGCUUGUCUUGGAGGUACUUCACCAGGCUGGAAAUAAUUUUAAAUUUUUAUUUGCUCUCAUUUUGUAAACAUGGUAGAAGCAGCUAUUGCAAGCUGAAGAUGAACUGUGAAAGUAGUAUCUUGCUUAAGAAACAUAGCUAUUUCCUAAUGGAGGGCCAUAGAAUAUAUGGAAUGAGAAGCUUUCAUAAGGAGCAUGAAAAAUACGACAACUUGGAAGAAGUGACUGCAAUAUGGAACUUGACUUUUGUCCUUUCCAGCUUUGGCACUGAUCAAGAAGGACUUGAGGACUCUUUAAAAAAAAGUUGACAAGGAGGGCCUGUAGGAUUAAUAACAACAACAACAAUAAUACUAACAGUAAUAAAGGCUAAUACAUUAAUUCUCAACCAGGGCCAUUUUUUAAAAAUCAACUUUUCCAACACUAAUCAUGGGUCUAUGUUACAGCUCUCUGCAUUUUAAAAAGGAGAUAUAUAGACCUACUUUUUUGUAAAAUAAAAUUUUUAAAAAGUAAAUAAUUUUGUAUAUAAAAUCUAUAUAACCAUUUUUAAUCUUUUUAUAAAGUAAUGAAUGUUUGUGUAUGAAUGCUGCAGCUGUGAAGCGUACAUAAAUAAAUGAAGUAAGCCAUACAGAUAUAAUUUAUUGGAUGUUCUUUCUAUCUUGACAGCUAUCAAACUCAUCUGAUGCGUUAGGAAGAACAAGUGUUGGCUUCAAAUGUUUUUCUACUUGAGGGAAAAAAAGUAAUAGUUCAGAUCAUUUGUUUGUGGUAAGAUGGGUGAUAGCUGUGUGACUUAUAUACAACCACAGUCUUUACCUUUGAAGAAUAAUUAUGUGCCCAUAAACAUGCUGUUUUUACUUCAUAGUAUGUUCAAGUGAAGAGAGGAGUUAUCUUUUCUUCAAUACUCAACCUUACCCAGUCUAGUAGGACAAUUAGCUAUAGAAAAGGAUACUUUUAAAGUCUGUGAUGAUAUGUAUUGUUAAACCUAUCCAAUAUAAGACUGCACUUUCACCCAUCUAGCUUGCCUUUACAGCUUCCAAAAUCUCCAGAGUUAUGAGUAGAUUCCGUGUGUAUUCUCAAAUGUCAACAAAUUGGACUUUGAUCAAUGCACAACUUUAUACAUCAGUUUUAUGCAGGAAAUAUUUCCUUUGGAUGCAAUCUCAAGUAGUACAGAUUUAUAAGAGCUAAUUCUGGGUUUGGUGAGUGUCUUCUGUCUAUGGUAUAAUUCCUAUAUAAUAUCAUUUAGCUUAAUUAAUGCAUUCAUAAUGCAUAAUGAAAACACACAGUAACAUGGUGGAUGAAUUUCCCAUUGUGUGGGGAGCAGAAAUUAAACUCACUAAAUCUGGGGGGAAAUCUGAACUAUCGUUCUCUGAAACAGAGUAGUCUUAUGGUGGCUGUUCUGGCGUUGAAUUAAAAUGAGUAUAUCAUAAUCUUUUUCUUUGGAUUUUGCUGCACCCACACUUGCUAAAAUACUCCAUGAAUUGAGAUUAUUUCAACCAGUUUUCUGAAAUGUGAAAUCACUCAGAAAAAUCAGGCUGUGCCUGAUUAUUUUGAUCUGUCCUAGUCUCUCAUAAAAAAAUUAUCACUUUUUAAAAUGUGUAUAUUUUUCUGGUUUUCUAUAAAGUUCUUUUUUUCACUAUUUAUAUUCUGUUCUGUAUAGUGUAUAAUGUGAAUCUUUCAAUUUUGUGAAACAGAAUUUAGAAACUUUGUAUAUGCUUCUGGCUCACCAAAGAAAUCUUAUUUUGCUCCACUGUGAUUUCUCCUGUUUAUUGCAUGUCCUUGAAAUUAGUCAAUUUAAGGUCAAUUUCUGCUGAAGAGUAAAGUCACAUAAUUAAGAACAACAAAUACUGAGAUAUGCAAGCACUUUCAUACUUUUUUUAAUAAUAACAUUUUAGCUGAUUAA
Candoia aspera is the source of this 11545-nucleotide messenger RNA. RefSeq names its product versican (gene VCAN). Gene Ontology annotation, biological process: glial cell differentiation; cell adhesion; central nervous system development. Gene Ontology annotation, cellular component: synapse; perineuronal net. Bases 3 to 9242 code for a protein of 3079 amino acids. Gene Ontology annotation, molecular function: calcium ion binding; hyaluronic acid binding. Lineage: Eukaryota; Metazoa; Chordata; Lepidosauria; Squamata; Candoiidae. The transcript is spliced from 14 exons. The record is from RefSeq and is a predicted model, not a curated record.